UAAAUGUCAUAUUCAUAAAUGUAAAUAAAGGUUAUGAUUUUUAAGAUUCAGAUUUCGCGAUUUGCAUCACGCUGCUGCUGCCACUUACAGUCAGUGACGUAAUGGUACACCUUCACUAACCUUACCGUAAAUCCCAGAAAUACAAACGCACAAUCCAAAUUCUCCACUGAAAUUUUGCACCGUAAAAUAUAACGUAACGCAGUACCUGGCGAUGAAUGUCUUUUUUCACAGCAUCAGUUAAAAAAGACACGUUGAAGUCUGCUAAAAUAAACAAGACGUAGCGAUGCGUGCGUUUGAGGCGCUUCUACUAACCAAUCACGGUAUGAAGGAGCCGCAGUUGCUCCUCUCAUGUUUAUCUCUGCUCUGGAGCUUGGCUGUUCCGCUACGAAGACGCGUUCAGUCUUCUCUAAGAAGAUAAACCACGUCUGGUAAGGUACUGUUAUAGCAAAUGGCAUGCAAAUACGCGUAACGCGUCUUGUGUUAGAUUAUAGUCUGUCAUAGUCAGAAUCAAAGGCUUGAGGUUGAUUGGAUUCAUUCAUUUUCUCCAGCUGAAUCGGACAAGUGUUCCUUCAGUUUAUUCCCUUCAGAGGAUCGGCUUCAAAGACACGCAGUUAAAUCAGUGUUCAUGCCGGACUUUGAGCACUUCAGAUUUUCCUACUCCAGAAUGAAUCCUGUAUUGGGGGAGAACGUGUAUCCGUUCCAGCAGAACCAGGUGACGGGUUUCGCGGACUCCGCGUCGUCGGGCCACUGGACCGAUCCAGCGGGCCUUUUCUUAAGCGAGCACACAAGUGGCAUCGGGCAAGAAGGGUUGGACCUAGGCGCAUUACCCCCGCCGGGAACACCGUAUCUGCACCUGGGUAACUAUCUCCACCGGGUGUCUCCACCUCCUCCUGCCGCCGCGGCCCUGCGUAACGACCUGGGGUCCAACAUCAGUGUCCUCAAAACUCUAAAUUUGCGCUUCCGCUGCUUUUUAGCCAAAGUACAUGAACUGGAACGCAGGAAUAAAGUAUUGGAAAACCAACUGCAACAGGCAUUGGAUGAGAGCGCGGAGUGUGUGGAAAAUAAGAAGCCUUUCACGCGAGAUGUUGGAGUGCAAACCGGCUUCGCUGGAUUGAUUCCUGUCAGGCCCGAUUUAAUACCCAUUCAGAACGCGAACGACACCGCGUAUCUGUCCGGAGCCUUGCUGUCACCGACUCUCAAUAACACCAUCCUCUCUCUCGAGUCCAAUAACAGGACAACAGUAGAAAACCUGAACCCAUCCAAUCUGACGGACUCUAACUCUAAUCUUACUCCAAAUUUCCCCAUCAGCCCGAUUGAUCCUGCUCCAAAAACAUUCAGCAAUAUUAACGGGAAGUAUGUCCAUACUGGUAUCGGCUGUAGCAGCAACCCUCCACCCAGAUUUCUACCUGGCACCGUGUGGUCGUAUAAUCCGAGGUUCAGCAGCGGGCGCGAGACGCGGGCGUCAUGGGUGCCUCCAGACGGAGUGGGUGUCCAGAUCGACACAAUAACCCCAGAGAUUCGGGCCCUGUACAAUGUGCUGGCCAAGGUAAAGAGGGAGAGAGACGAAUACAAACGGAGAUGGGAAGAUGAAUACACAAUGCGAGUGGAUCUACAGGACAAGGUUGCAGAGCUUGAAGAGGACCUGCAGGAAAGCGAGGUGUGUCAGGAUGAACUUACUCUGAGGGUUAAGCAGCUUAAAGCAGAGCUGGUUCUGUUCAAAGGCCUCAUGAGCAAUAAUCACUCUGAUUUGGACAGUAAAAUCCAGGAGAAGGCCAUGAAAGUGGACAUGGAUAUCUGUCGCAGGAUUGACAUCACGGCUCGUCUGUGUGAUGUAGCCCAACAGAGAAAUUGUGAAGACAUGAUUCAGAUCUUCCAGCAAGUAGCCACACCUCCAUCAACCUUGACCCGCCGUCCUCGAAAACCAGCGUCGCAGACAUUCAGGGGGAACGAGAGUGAUGAACCAGUGAGCAUCUCUGAAAGUGAGGAGAGCGGGAAUAAGGAGAUCAAUGAGGAGAUGCAGAGGAUGCUGAACCAAUUGCGUGAGUGUGAGUUUGAUGAUGACUGCGACAGUCUUGCGUGGGAAGAGACGGAGGAAACUCUGUUACUCUGGGAAGAUUUUCCAGGAUGCACCCUCAGUGUUGAGAACCAAGGAGAGGAUGAGUCCAUAGAGAAAGUGAUAAAGGACACAGAGUCCCUUUUCAAGUCCCGUGAACAGGAAUAUCAAGACACCAUUGACCAAAUUGAGCUGGAGUUGGCAACUGCUAAGUCGGAUAUGAACAGGCAUUUGCAUGAGUAUAUGGAGAUGUGCAGCAUGAAAAGAGGCCUGGAUGUUCAGAUGGAGACCUGCAGACGAUUAAUCACUCAGAGUGGAGACAGAAAAUCACCUCUUCUCAUUUCGGUUGCUGUGGAGGAGGGAGAAAAUGCGGAGAAGGAGAAGAAAAAAGCAACUGCGGCAAAUUCUGACAGCACUGAACCAUAUUGUGACAUGCAGACGGACUCCGCUGUCCCGGACCACACAUGGAAAAAGGCUUAAGAGCGUUUGUGUCCCUCCAGCACCACAGAAAUAGCUGUAAUUAUAAACAUAUGUUAGUGAUCAUUUCAUAAUAGAGACUGUGAUGCUGCAGCAAGACUCCACAGUAAACGGGUUAUAGUUUCGUUCUGAAAGGCAAGUAACCUUGUGUAGUUUCACUAGUGCCCUCUAUUGGAAUGCAUCAUUAAUGGUCCAAAAAAAUAAUAUAAAAUUCUGCUUGCAGCAUAUAGCACCAUAUUAACUCUGGCCAAAAAUAUGAGGGUGGAUGUGAUAUCACUCUUUCUAGAUUAUUUAAUUUUAUUUACAGUUUAUUUGUAUGCAGAUAAACACCAAGCCAAGUCAUUCAUGUUAUGUAGUACCGUUUGAACUCUGUAAUUUGUCAUUUAAGGAAGAUAUUUAAAUGGGAACUUUAAGGAAUAUGUUCUAGUAAAAAAGGCACUUCAUUAAUUUUUUACUUUACUAAACUUUAUUAUUUACACAGUGUCAAGAAAAUUAACAAGAUGAAGAGCUGAAAUUAAGAAUUAAGAGUUAGCUUAAAUUACAUUUUUUUUAUAUAAUAAUUUUGAUUCAUUAUACCAAUUCCAACAAGAUUGAAUGUUUUAAAUAAGACAAAACAACUAAUACACAAAAAAAUCAUAGAAUUCCUAAUUGCUAAUACUUGCUUAUUUUGUGCUUUUGUUUUUAAAAAUGAUGUAAUUUCCUGGAGAAUUAUGUCAUGAACUGGCAAAAACAUGUUUUGUUUGCAACAAUCUGAUUGGAGAAAAAGAAAGAAAAAAUAAAGAAACACCUGAAAUGUUUCUUAAUUACCAUUUUAUCAUUGUAGAUGUUUUACUUAAAAUUAUAUAUGAAACUAUAUAUGAAUUUUACUAAAUUAACUAAAAAGACUUGUUCUUAUAUUAGUUCUUAUAUUAUAUUAUAUUAUCAUAUUAUGAGCUUGUUUCAAUGAUCCUUUGGAUACUCAAAUAAUAAGAGCAAGUUAUUAAUUUCUAAACAAGCACUUAGCAGUUUAUGUAUCAGCUACCAGCGAUGCCAGCAAUAUGAUAAGUGAUAUUUAAAAAGGUCUGCAGUCAACUUUUUGCAGCUCUAAGUGGAGAUAAUUUUGGGACCAGUAUUUAGCGCUUAACACUUUGGCAUGAAGCGUACACUGAAGUGUGUGGGUGUCUGCUUUCAUUUUGUUAUAUAUUCUGUGAUUUUGUGCCGUGGGUGAAGGCCAGAUGACUAAUCAUUGGCCUUGUUAUUUGUGUUUCUUGGUUGAAGAUGUCUAAAUCUUUAGUGUUGUGUCAUUACGCACUGUAACCUGCCCUUGAUCCCUUAGCUUCAGUCAAUGUCUUUAGCCUUUAGUUGCAUAAGCAUUAGUCAAAAACAGAUGCUCAAGUGAAUUUUAUUAGAUUCAUUUAUUAGAUUCAUCCCUCAUUGUGAGGGCCAGGGUUACAAAAACAGUUUACAAAGAUUAUUCUUAAAGUGCAUCUGGCUCAAAAAAAAGUGACAUCAGUGUAGGCCUAAAUAAAAAGCCAAAACAAAUUGGUUAGUUAGGUCAAAAAAGUCUGAGUCAUUAUGCACUUAUGCCUAAGUGAUGGCUGAACAUGUUAUGUGCUGCUGAGGGCAAUGUAUUCCACAUUAUUUCCACUCUCCACGCUGAACCUCUCCUAUGCUAUUUAUCUAUUUAUUUAUUUUUAUUUGUUUAAUUAUUUAUUUGACUAAAGAGGGUUUCCAAUAUCAAUUCCACGAUUUUAUCCAAAACAAUUUACAAUUUUAGAGUCAGAAACAGAAAGAGCAGUUCGAUUCAGUUUAAACUGAAGGAAUAUAAUCUGGAUUCACUUUAAAAACAUUAUGUAAUUCCAACAAAUCACUUACUGACAAAACUUUACAUUCAUAAAUCUAAUUAUGAGUCAGUAUGCUGUGUAUUUCGGUCUUUUGUUUGCAUUAUCUUUUCCCCCCUAUAUUUAUCAAGUUAUGAAUGCUUUACUGAUAAUCACUGGCAAAACAAACUGUAAUGGAAAAGCUUAACUAACAUAUUUGUAUAUCAAGGUGCUUUAGAGAUUUUUGAAAUUCUGGUUUUAGAUGUGGAAUGGAUGGUUUUGAAAGUUUAUUGUAUUUAUACUUUAAGACACUUGCUGAGGUGUUUACAGGCACACAUCUGCUUUAAAACCUUCAUAAUAAUGCUAAUAAUGUCUGUCUACUUAACUCUUAUUAGCAGCAACAUGUAGUUUAGAUAUUUUUCGUAGAUGUAAACCAUGGAAACAGUAGAGCUGCUUCUGUGAUUAUUCAAUCAUAGCCUACAGUAGAUUACCAUGCCAACUCAUGCAGCAGUGUAGCUUUGGUUACCAUAAAUGUAAGCAGGUCUGUGUGAACUGAAGUGAUAUUAUGGCAUUUAUUACAAUCUAAGGUCACAGGCUCACAUUAUCCAAAGUCUUAGUUUGUAAUAUGAAGUGGUUAAUAUAGAAAGGAGAAAUGUAAAUGAAAUGACUGUUUAAAACAAAUGUUUAUCAGUGUGCUCUGAAUAUAUGAAUGUGAAUGAGGGAAAUUUUCUAAUUGUGAGGCAACAUUAGAAAAGGGCUUCUAAACUGCUCCUGGUUUAAGACUGCUUUUUGUGCAAUAGACUACUAUUUAUUAAAAAUAUGAAUGUGUUCUGAUUCUAGAUAUCUGAUAUCUAGAUCAAUGAAACUUGUAAAGAUGGUCCCAAACCGGAAAAUGUAAAACUGUGUACAGAUAUCAAGAUGGACAAGCUGAAAAUAAAUUAUUUUAGUGAAAACAUU
Cyprinus carpio (common carp) is the source of this 5286-nucleotide messenger RNA. Its product is annotated as non-homologous end joining factor IFFO1-like. The transcript is spliced from 9 exons. The coding region runs from base 626 to 2533 and encodes 635 amino acids. The record is from RefSeq and is a predicted model, not a curated record. NCBI's taxonomy places the organism in Eukaryota, Metazoa, Chordata, Actinopteri, Cypriniformes, Cyprinidae.